GGGAGAUGAAGCGCAGCCCGAGACCGUGACUCUGAGCGGCGCCUUCCGGCCGGCCAACACGCUCGGGACCCAUGUAGCGCCAAAGCGGCCGCGGGACGCUCACGUCGGAACGGCCGCUCCGCUCUGCUUCCGCCUGGGCCCGGCCCGCCAGCCCCGUCCCGUCCUUUGCCAGCCUGGCGGCCGGUGGCGCGGCGGCCGUCUGGCUUCGGCACUCCCGCCGGGCGGCUAAGAUGAGUGAAAGGAGGCGCUCGGCUGUGGCCCUCAGCUCGCGAGCGCACGCCUUCUCGGUGGAGGCCCUCAUCGGCUCACACAAGAAGAGGAAGCUCCGCGACUGGGACGGCAAAGGCCUGGAUUUGUCCAUGGAGAGCCUCAGCCCCGACGGGCAGCUGCCAGACGCCGACGACCCUGCCCAGUGCCUGGACCUCAACCCCGAUUCAGAGCAGAGCACAGGAUCCGAAACCGAAGUGCUGGCAGAGAGAACAUCCUGCUCGUUUGGUUCCCCGUCGGACCUCACAUCAAGCAGCUCACUCUCUCAGCCAUUGCCUGCUUCAUCCAUGGAGGAGAUCCAAGUGGAACUGCAGUGUGCUGACCUCUGGAAGCGAUUCCAUGAUAUUGGCACAGAAAUGAUCAUCACCAAAGCAGGCAGGAGAAUGUUUCCUGCAAUGAGAGUGAAGAUUACAGGAUUGGACCCUCACCAGCAGUAUUACAUAGCCAUGGACAUUGUACCUGUGGAUAACAAGAGAUACAGGUAUGUGUAUCACAGCUCCAAGUGGAUGGUAGCGGGAAAUGCCGACUCCCCUGUGCCUCCAAAGGUUUAUAUUCACCCUGACUCACUGGCAUCUGGAGACACCUGGAUGCGGCAAGUUGUCAGUUUUGAUAAACUCAAGCUGACCAACAAUGAGCUAGACGAUCAAGGCCAUAUAAUCUUGCACUCAAUGCAUAAGUACCAGCCACGUAUCCAUGUUAUUUGCAAAGACUUCAGCACUGACCUGUCUCCCACAAAGCCAGUCCCCACAGGUGAUGGGGUGAAAACCUUCCAUUUCCCAGAGACAGUCUUCACCACAGUCACCGCUUAUCAAAAUCAGCAGAUUACCAGAUUGAAAAUUGACCGAAAUCCAUUUGCAAAAGGGUUCAGGGAUUCUGGAAGAAACAGAACUGGCCUGGAGGCUAUUAUGGAAACAUAUGCAUUUUGGAGGCCCCCUGUGCGCACACUCACCUUUGAAGAUUUCACCACCAUGCAAAAACAGCAAGGGGGCAGCACAGGCACUUCCCCAACAACUUCCAGCACAGGGACCCCCUCACCCUCAGCAUCUUCCCACCUUCUUUCUCCAUCCUGUUCACCCCCAGCCUUUCAUUUAACCCCCAACUCUUUCAAUGUUGGCUGCCGAGAGAGCCAGCUUUGUAAUCUGAAUCUCUCUGAAUAUCCACCAUGCGCAAGAAACAACAUGGCUGCCCUGCAGAGCUAUCCAGGCUUGAGUGAGAGUGGAUACACCCGGCUCCAGAGUGGUUCUUCUGCUGCUGCUCAGCCAUCAGAAAACUUCUUACCUCAGCGGACUCCAACUCUGAUCUCAGGAAUGCCUGCUCCUUCUUCCCUGCCUACUAACAGCAAAAUGGAAGCUUAUGGCGGCCAGCUGGGAUCAUUCCCAACAUCUCAGUUCCAGUAUGUCAUGCAAGCUGGCAACCCCACCUCCACUUCUUCUUCUUCACAUAUGUUUAGCAGUGGCCAUAUUCAACAGAGUUCUUACAAUGCCUUUUCCCUUCACAACCCUUAUAAUUUGUACGGAUACAAUUUCUCAGCUUCUCAGAGGUUGGCAGGAAGCCCUGAAAAACUGGCCACCACACAAAGCACUUUACUUUGCUCUCCUCCUUCCAGUGGGGCCUUUGGAGAGAGGCAAUAUCUUUCAACAGGGAUGGAUCAUAGCAUGCACAUGAUCAGUCCCCCUAACAGUAGCCAGCCCACAGCCAGCACUUGUGAUAAUAGGCAAUAUGGGGCUGUCACAGGAUCAUCUUCACAAAUGUCUAUGCAUAUGGUUUAAAUGGUGCUUGGCCAAGUGUGAGCAAGAAUCUCAUUUUAUCUACUGGAGGUUUCAUCCUGGCUGCUUUUCAAAUUUAAACAGGACUUGUAUUUGAAUGCUCAAUGGAACCUAAGCCAUCUAUGGCUGUAUUUCAAAGAACAGGAUAGCUGCAGACUGGAAUCAAAAGCCAUGUGUAACUGAAUAGCUUCCAUUUGCAAUGGAUUCAUUUUAAAAAUAGAGAAAACUGUUUAC
Candoia aspera is the source of this 2267-nucleotide messenger RNA. RefSeq names its product T-box transcription factor 15 (gene TBX15). The record is from RefSeq and is a predicted model, not a curated record. Gene Ontology annotation, molecular function: RNA polymerase II cis-regulatory region sequence-specific DNA binding; DNA-binding transcription factor activity, RNA polymerase II-specific. Gene Ontology annotation, biological process: cell fate specification; regulation of transcription by RNA polymerase II; positive regulation of DNA-templated transcription. The coding region runs from base 231 to 2036 and encodes 601 amino acids. Gene Ontology annotation, cellular component: nucleus. The transcript has 8 exons. Lineage: Eukaryota; Metazoa; Chordata; Lepidosauria; Squamata; Candoiidae.